UUCCCGGCCGGGAGCCCGCACCGUCCCGCGGAGACCCAGAGCCUGCGCUCGCCAUGAAGCGGCCCAGGGAGCCCAGCGGCUCUGACAGCGAGUCCGACGGACCCAUCGACGUGGGCCGCGAGGGCGAGCUGAGCCAGAUGGCCAGGCCGCUAUCCACCCCCAGCCCUUCACAGAUGCAAGCCAGGAAGAAACGCAGAGGGAUCAUAGAGAAGCGGCGCCGGGACCGCAUCAACAGCAGCCUUUCUGAGUUGCGGCGCUUGGUCCCCACCGCCUUUGAGAAACAGGGCUCCUCUAAGCUGGAGAAGGCCGAGGUCCUGCAGAUGACAGUGGAUCACUUGAAAAUGCUUCAUGCCACUGGUGGGACAGGAUUCUUUGAUGCCCGGGCCCUGGCGGUGGACUUCCGGAGCAUCGGUUUUCGGGAGUGCCUCACCGAGGUCAUCAGGUACCUGGGGGUCCUGGAAGGGCCAAGCAGCCGUGCAGACCCCGUCCGGAUUCGUCUUCUCUCACAUCUCAACAGCUACGCAGCCGAGAUGGAGCCUGCUCCCACGCCCACUGGCCCCCUGGCCUUCCCUGCCUGGCCCUGGUCCUUCUUCCAUAGCUGUCCUGGGCUGUCAGCCCCGAGCAACCAGCUCACCAUCCUGGGAAGAGUGCCCGGUCCCAUCCUCCCCAGCGCUUCCUCUCUGGCUUACCCCAUCCCAGCGCUCCGAACCCCUCCUGUGCGCAGAGCCGCGGGCGCCGUCCUGCCAGCCCGGAGGAAUUUGCUGCCCAGUCGAGGGGCAUCUUCCACGAGGAGGGCCCGCCCCCUUGAUAGGCCAGCUGCCCCCCUGCCCGUGGCACCCAGCAUCAGGGCUGCCAGGAGCAACCACGUGGCACCUCUCCUACGAUCUUCUUCCCCCGUGCCCCCUGGCAUCGUGGGGUCCCCCACUUAUGUGGCCGUUCCUGCUGCCAGGCCCUCUUCCCCAGGGGCAGCUGGGAGGCCAGGAGUGCUCUGCCCCUCCUGGGUCUCCGAAAUCACUGAAAUCGGGGCUUUCUGAGCUGGUUUCUCCCCAGGCGUGAGGAGGGUUCUUUUUCCAGGAGCUCUAAAAACAAGUGCUGUCUCCUGCCCUGCUGCCUGGCCUGGCUCACCUAUCUGUGAAGGCAUCUUCCUCACCCAUCAGAGGCCCCUUUCCCCUCGGCCCAUCUCCCCUCCUGGUUGCCUGGCCCGGCUUGUCGACCCAGCUCUCCUGGAGCUCUUCCGAUCUCUGAAGCCUGGUCUCAUUCCUUUCUUGGGACAAACAAGUCCUAGGAGAGCCCCCACAAGCUUUGCCCAGACUCUCUCCUGCCCCUGCAUAUGGGGGGCAGCAGGCAUGAACCUAAGGACUGGGAACAGGCUAGGCAGGCUGCUUGCCUCGAGAGCUCAGAACCCAGCCUGGGCGGUGAUUGACUGGUGCAGCCUUCCCAGGCCCCCAGGGCCUGAACCUAGUGUCUGCCUCACUUCCGGAGACAGCAACCAGGCAGGGGCCGCAGAGCAGUCUCUGGGGAACCCUGUCUGCCCCUGCCCACCCCAUGGCAGCGAACCACAGGACAGGCCCCCGCUGUGUACCACACCCAAGGCCCGGGGUUAGGGGCCCAGGAGGGCCUGCUUGGGCCAUCUUCUUCACUGCAGACACCUACCCUCCAGCUGACGCACAGUUCCCUGCAUAGAGACAGGAGGUUUCCGGGCAGCAAUUAGGCUCUAACACAGGGCGUCCUUAACCACUGGGCCUGAGACGGUGCUCCCGGACAAGAGCCAGGAUUGAGCAGAGAACCCAGCUCCCUGCCUCUCGCACCGUCGCCAUCCUCCAGAUGCACGGUCCCUGUUUGGGUGCACGGCGCGGAGGGUCAGGUUCCCAUGUGAUGGCGCCCCGAGAGGAGCCCCCUUGGGACUCAGCCCCAGACGUCUGUGCUGCCUGGUUUCCAUCCGGCUCACAGAGCCCAGACUGUGGGACAGCCAAGGGCUGUCCGGCUGGACAAAAAUAACCGCAAGGAGGGGCGAGAGGAAGGACAGUCAGAGGCGGCUCUCGGUCCUUCAAGGUCACAUGGUGGGUCAAGGGCCUGAGAUCCUGUUCCUCCAGGAUGCCAAGCAGCCGGCUCCACUUGGAGGCCGUUUCGUGACCCGGGCCCUGGCCGCUUCUCCUCUAGCGGAGGGAACAAAUGGUGGCCUGGCGACCAUUCCCAGUGGGACAGCGGAGACUGGACAAGAUUGGGGCAGACCCGGGACUGACGUUCAGCUGGACCAGUGUUGCCAGACCAGUUGUUAAAAUGUAGAACCACUUUUGCGCUUGUUGGCAAAUAUCUGCUUCUCUUGAGCACCUCUAAGGCCCCCCCCACCCCGUGUGGCUUCCUCCCGGGACCCUGUGCUGAUUGAUGACCGCUGGGCCGACCCGAGGCCGUGGCAUCCUCCAGCUGGCAAUUCCUCGGUGCUUAUUCGCGCUGGUUAUUAAAUACUUCUUUCGAAUGUCACCCCUGGGAAGGUGCUUUCAGCCCUGCCCUUUGAUGGAACUACCCUCCCCGGAGACUAAAUUGAGGAGGAGGUCCUUGGGCUCAGAAAUAGAAUUUGCGAAAACCCUAAGGGGAAAGGGCCUUUUUUGGAGAAAUGGGGCAGAGGGCAGAGAUCACUUAAAUGACCCAGAAAUCUCUUUUGAAAAGGCAAAUUCCUCCAGGAGGCAUGAAGAGCUAGUGUAUCCUUUGCACAGUGUUUGUUCGAUCAGAUUUCUGUUCUCCCGGAAGCAUCUGAGAUG
Molecule: messenger RNA, 2759 nt
Organism: Nyctereutes procyonoides (raccoon dog)
Lineage: Eukaryota; Metazoa; Chordata; Mammalia; Carnivora; Canidae
Gene: HEYL
Product: hes related family bHLH transcription factor with YRPW motif like
Exons: 5
Coding region: 54-1034 (326 amino acids)
Biological process (GO): regulation of neurogenesis; circulatory system development; Notch signaling pathway
Cellular component (GO): nucleus
Molecular function (GO): DNA-binding transcription factor activity, RNA polymerase II-specific; RNA polymerase II cis-regulatory region sequence-specific DNA binding; protein dimerization activity
Source: RefSeq, a predicted model, not a curated record